This is a messenger RNA of Struthio camelus australis, 1643 nucleotides long. NCBI's taxonomy places the organism in Eukaryota, Metazoa, Chordata, Aves, Struthioniformes, Struthionidae. The record is from RefSeq and is a predicted model, not a curated record.
ACGCUGAGCCGGCUGCAGAGCCCUGGGGAGCCCCCGCCACCCUAUGAGUUCACCUACUCCCCCUGAAGCCUGCCCAGAGCCAGUUCAGUGCCUCCAUGGGCCACAUCAACCACAUCGGGGGCUCCCUGGACAGGGUCUCUCGGAGCCCCAGGGAGCCCCUGGCCCCCGAGAAGACACCCCUGACCUGCAAAAGCAUGGCCACGCUGAGCCGGCUGCAGAGCCCUGGGGAGCCCCCGCCACCCUAUGAGUUCACCUACUCCCUGGAGGAUGCGGUGAAGCAGCUGGAGGACCGGCUGCAGGAGACGGGGGGAGAGCUGCGACAGCUCAAGAGGAGCCUUAGUGAGACUGAAGACCCCUUCACGCAGGUGUUUGAGGACAAGCAGCGGCUGUGGCUGGACGAGCUGGAGGACCUGAAGCAGAUGUACAUGGCCAGGCUGCAGCAGGUCACGCAGCAGGCCCAGCGCGGCCAGCGGGCGCUGCAGCUGCAGCUCUACAAGGCACAGCAAGAGAAGAAGCGGCUGCAGGAGGAGCUGAGCAUGCAGCAGUGCCAGUGCGAGGAGUCCAAGCUCCGGCAGUCCCAGGGUGAGCGUGUCAGCCCCAAGAUGGAGGAGGCCAAGUGGGAGGUGUGCCAGAAGGCAGCUGAGAUCGCCCUGCUCAAGCAGCAGCUCCGAGACACCCAGGAGGAGAUGGCUCAGAAGCUGGGUGAGAUUUUCAGCCUGAAAACACAGCUGCGGGAGGCCAAGGCUGAGGUACAGGCCCGGGACUCCCAGCUGGCACAACUGGCAGACUCUUUCCAGAGCACCCCAGAGCCCGGUGCCUCGCUGCCGCUGGGCGAUGAUCCCAUGCCGGCUUGCCAGGACUUCCCUGGCUGUGAGACUGAUGACUCCAAGUGCCGGGGCCUCCACAGCGACAGCGCGGAGCCCCUGGAGAGGCAAGUGGAGUGGCUGUGGGCAGAGCUGCUGCGUGAGCGGCGCCAGGGCCAGCUGCAGGCCGUGAACUUUGAGCUGGAGAGGAAAACCUGGCAGGAGGAGAAGGAGAAGGUGCUGCGGUACCAGCGGGAGCUCCAGGCCAGCUACAUGGAGAUGUACCACCGGAGCCAGGCACUGGAGCGAGAGCUGCGGCAGCUGCGGUCAGAGCCCAGGGACAUGGGAGCCGACUCGCCUUGGAUCGAGCGGGUGGAGUCCUCCAAGAUCUGAGCAGCAAGAUGCCUGUGGGACUGUUGAUGGGGGAAGAUCUCUUGCUGCUGCAAUGGGAUGAUCUCAGGGUCUGCGCAAGGACCGGCCACUCAGCACUGCCCUGGGGAGAAGGACUGAUUUGCGACAAGGGAGCUUUUCCUUCUUGCAGCACUUCGGGCCCAUCUAGGGGCAUCUCCAGAGCAGGGGACCUUCGGCGCCAGGAUGGGGGUCUUGCAUGUGCCCUAUGCGCUGACUGCAGGAGCCCUUGCCCUGCGCACCCUUCUGCCGAGGGGUUAGUACCGAGCACCCACUGAGACAUCCCCAGUUCCUCCUGCUCAGCCUCCCUUCUCCCCUACCACCCAGUAACUUCCUGCUAAGGCGAGGCUCGAGCCCUGUCCCCGACGCCACCCGGGCUGCACACCUGCCCCACUGCCUCGCUGAGCUGGGCCUUCAGCUGGUGCUCGCAGU